Dacryopinax primogenitus is the source of this 2866-nucleotide messenger RNA. Its product is annotated as WD40 repeat-like protein. NCBI's taxonomy places the organism in Eukaryota, Fungi, Basidiomycota, Dacrymycetes, Dacrymycetales, Dacrymycetaceae. The record is from RefSeq and is a predicted model, not a curated record. Bases 86 to 1801 code for a protein of 571 amino acids. Gene Ontology annotation, molecular function: protein binding. The transcript is spliced from 14 exons. Gene Ontology annotation, biological process: negative regulation of fatty acid biosynthetic process. Gene Ontology annotation, cellular component: cytoplasm; Cul4-RING E3 ubiquitin ligase complex.
GUUCACGAUCAUUGUACGACUCAUGUAAUGCUGAGGGGAACUUAUCAAGCUCCCAUACGACUCCACGACGCAUAUCACUCUGAACAUGCCCCAUUUGAACGCACUUUCUGAUCUGCGAGACUCGUCCCCACUCGGCAAACGCCGUCGUUCGGAAGACAACAUCGAUGCAAGUCCAGACGCUCAGCAUACCCCCCUUCCGCACUCUUUACAUCCACGACAUCUAUCUGGUUCCCAAGGUCUACCCAACAUGCCGUCGUUGAGACGCGAAGGGUUAGUAGCGGACACGCUGCGAGUAAGGAGGCGGGCGAUGGAUGCCGCUUUGGGAAGCUUCCAGUAUUCAACAAAGUUGAAAGCGCACAAAUCCUGUAUCAACGCGCUCACGUUCUCGAAAGGCGAGGGGCGGUGGCUCGCAUCUGCAGGUGAUGACCGAACGGUAUUGCUAUGGGAUAUGUACGACGAUGAGCAACCACGCGAGCCAAAAGCAAAACUCAGAGGCCAUCGGAGCAAUAUCUUCACUCUCUCAUUCAACGCGUCAAACACGUGCAUAUAUUCUGGAGCAAAUGAUGACAUAGUCUUGCGGUAUGAUCUCAGUAGGCUGGGCGAUCCGCAAAGCGGCGUUCUAGUAAGCGCGCCAGAUGAAGUGUUCCUGGAACAGAAUGGCGCGAUCCAUUCCGUCUCCGCGCACCCAUACAACGACCACACGCUCCUCUCUGCCAGUGAAGAUGGCCUAAUACGUUUCGAGGACUGCCGUGAUCCUGCACCCAACAAAAGGUGCAUCACGAACAACGCGGGCUUCUCGGAUGUCAAAUGGCACCCCACGGAUGAGAACUUGUUCGUGAGCACAGAUCAGAAAGGGCACGUCACACUGCAUGAUGCGAGAACGGCGUUUAAAACAACUCCGACAUCGCGUGCUGAUGCAGCUGUGUCCAACUAUAUCACCACUAUUAGUCUCGUGCUUGGUAACAACAUUGAAGCUAUUGCUGGACCGGAAGCAUCAUCGGUCUCCUUCGCUUCCACAGGAAGCAUGUUCGUGGUGGAACUGCUGCUGUACGGACCUGUUAUGUACAGCCUUAGCGACCCGAGCCCUAUCCUAACUCUUACAGCGGACAACCUCCCCUCGGGUCAGCCUAUCCCCGCGGGCCAGCGGUCCCACGCGAACAAAUGCACUACGAAGCACGGCUCCUUUGGUGGAGACGAACAAGGUAGUUUGUAUUACGGGACUGGAUCGGACGACUUCCGUGGGUAUUGCUGGAAGAUCCCGCCGUUGCAGACAUUGCUGGAUAGAAGACAGGAGAUCGAUGCGGCAAGCUGGAAGACUGGGCCAAUGGUCUCAAUGGCAUUUGCAAAGUCCGAAACAACUAACAAAUAUCUCCCUGAACGUAUGCCGACGCCCUCAUAUCGACUCGAAGGACACAGGAGCAUUGUGAACACGGUGUUGUUCCACCCCACUCAGCCAUUGAUAGCGACAUCCGGUAUCGAGCGCUUCGUCCGGCUUUUCACCCACUUCCCAACGCAACCAGGUCAGGAAGCAAUCAAGCCGUCUGAAACACGUGAGCUUCCUGAGAGUCCGGAUCCGUCCAUUGUCAUCCGCGCUUUAAGCGGCGACUUCACCACACAGACGGACUUCAAUGAUGAGGAAUCGGCAGAAGCUGAGGAUCUAGAAGACACACAAACGAUACGGCUAUUCGAUCAGCUGCUGCGACAGGAGGAAGCGGAUAUGGACUGCGAUCAUGAUCUGGAAAGGCUGCGAUGGACAUUGAUCCACGAGCCCUGGGAUGAUGAGGACGAGGAAGAGGACUAGAUUGAUGAAGCGGAUAUGGAAAAUGAAGACGAUACAGCCAUGGAUGCCGCGGAACACACCCGCGUGUAGGGAGAAAAUCGAUGGGAAGCGUGGGAGUGAUGUGGCAAAGAUAACAACUCAACUUGCUUGUCGAAGCUUUUCAGGGACAAUCCAGCUCUGUCUCAUGGACAUUUUGACUCCGUAUCGGUCCUCCAGACGACCGUUCCCCACCAAAACUGCAGUGACUGUUGUUUUGGAAAAGGCCAUGAUACUUCUUCCGCCUGGGAGAGCAACAAUAGACGGACUUGACGCUUUCAUGUACCUUUUUGUUGGGGUCACCAGCAAGAGCGGAGGCUUCCCUUUCCGGCAUCUUUCAGCGGCGACAUCCUUGCUUUUCUUCUUCAUCGACCCCUGAACCCCCUAGCCUAUCUCCGAGCCAAAUUCAUGUGACGGCGUGGACCGCCGAUGCGUGAUUGUCCUAUUCCGAACGGUUUGCUCGCCGAGACAUCGAUAUUGCAUGCCGAUGCCAGCGGCAACCGCUUCGUGGCAUCUCUCAAUAUCUUUCAUUGGCCUUUUUUGUCUUUCAUCUACUGAUGCAAUGGAUUUCAUUUCCACGUAGUGCGGUAUCCUGACGUGGAUUGGUCGAACCUGGCAACUAUUGCACCUUCUAGACCGUGUUCUUCCUAGGACCAACCCACCUGUGCUAUUAUGCUCCGAGCGUUUUCUCGCCUGUGGAUAUGGAAUCUGGUGGGCCUGCUUCCGAAAACCGAACACGCGCUCCAUUUCAGCCGGGGCCUUCUGGCGUUACCUUAUUCUCGACCGUCACCCACCGUUGGACCAGGCCUGGCUAGUGACUGCGGCGAAGAAAGCCGAGGAGGCGGCGUGUUAUACCUUUAUCACGAAAGCAUAUAACAGCAGCAGGAGCCAGAGUAAUAGCGGCGUCACUACUUCCCCCUCCCCAUUGAUGACAGCAUGUCCGGUGUCUCUCUUUCAACUUAAUUUGGUACGUCCCGACUGGUGAUAACACUGGUCGAAGCCUGGUUAUUCGGGUUGAAUUGCGUCUUACUCACAACCGCUGUACACGUG